AUGUGGUCAAAUGCAACCGGCGUAUGGGUACGCCUUAUGAAUGUGAUGCAUAUGCAGCAAGGUACUAUUGGAAGUCCAUCGAUCUGUAGUGCACCAAUGACACCUCAGCAGAUGGCCCAGCAACAACAACAGAAGCAGCAAGUUAUGUGCAAGGGACAGUCGCGUCAGCAGGACAAUUUGAUCAAAGCGGAGGAUUCACUCCACAACAGCAACAAAUGCCACAGGGGUAUCCGCAAGGGAUACCGGAAAGCCCAGGUGCUCUACACAUGCAGCAACAAAUGA
Molecule: messenger RNA, 282 nt
Organism: Ostertagia ostertagi
Lineage: Eukaryota; Metazoa; Nematoda; Chromadorea; Rhabditida; Trichostrongylidae
Source: the annotation of a GenBank genome assembly